AUGGCUUCCGUUCACGAUGCACAUCCCCUUACCGGUACACUUCCGGCACCAGCGGCAGCACCUGCUCCUGCAAUGGCGGCAGCCACAUCUGUCCCUGCGGGUUCUUCCAGUCCAGCAGUGGUCGCGCACACCAGCGAAUCCAUUCUCAACGUUCUCCAGCGUCAAGCUGCUCAGCAGCAAGCGCUUUUGGCGCAACAGCAGUUGGAGGUGUUGCAACUGACGGAAGUGGCACGCAAACAGCUCCUCGAGCUGGCGGCAGAACGACAGCGCCUGGAACAGCGCGCGGCUGAGCUGCAGCGGCGGGCAGAUGACCUCGCUGGCCGCGAACGCAAGGUGGUUUUGGAGUCGGAAGCGCUGACGGGCCGGGAGCAGGCGCUGUCAGAGAGCGAGUCCCGGCUGCAAGCGCUACAGGCCAAAUGCAAGCAGCAGUACCUGACGCUGCGAGCGGUGCAUCAGGAGCUGCAGGAGAGGCGAGUAGCGGUUUUUAUAACACAUCCUCCACAUGUUCGGUUUACAUGGCUGCUGGCAGCGCGGCUCGAGGCACAGCUUGGGGGAGCAAUCGGUGCUGGCCUGGGCCCUGUCACAGCCGCGCCCGCUGGCGGCGGACCCACAUCACAGCGGCUGCGGCAUCACGGCACCGACACCGACGUGUAUGACGGAGGGGGCCAUCCCGCGUCGGCCGCGCAAGCGGACGCCGUCGGGGUCGCAUCGACGCGACUGGCAGGCGGCGCCAUUGAGGCUGCAGCUGCCGCAGGGCGCUUUCCGCAGGGCAGGGAUUACCGAGAUAAGGACCGGCGCAACCGUGACCGCAGCGCUAGCCGGGAACGAGAUAAAGACCGGGACAGGGACAGGGAUAGGGACAGGGAGAGAGACAGGAACAAGGAUCACCGGGAAGGCGGAGGCAAGCGCCCUCGGGAGGAGCAGCAGCAGCUCCCGCGGGAGCGCGACCGGCAGGUCGCUCCUAAGUGGCGGGAGAGGGAUUACGACGCCAGGGGAGGCGAUGACCGUCAAGGCCAGGACCGCAGCUGUGGCGGCGGCAGCGGCGACGGGGAGUGCGCGGCGCCGCCGCUGCGGCCCCCGAGCCGCGGAGCCUCUAAUGUGACUGGCGAGGCGGGUGCCGCCGGACUGAGUAUGGGACCAGGACCGGUCGCGGCCGCCGCGUCUGCGCCUGCGUCCACCGCCCCGAUGGAUCCUGCCGCGGCUGCUGCUCCCGGAGGCGCCGCUGCCUCUGCAGCUGCUGCUGCUGCUGCAGUUGGGGGUGCAGUAGCCACAGUCAAGGCGGGCAUGGCGGCGUCAACCACAGCGGCGGCUGUCGCCACCGUACCUGCAAGCGUGCCGUUUGUGUCCAGGGCCGGUGAUCCUGCUGGAGGUGCGGCACCAGCAGCAGCGGAUCAAGCUGCCGGCCCACGGGCGGUGCAGGCGCACAAGGGACAAGCCGGGGGUGAUGCGCGGGGGAGAUUUCCUUGGUUCGCUUCCGGGUGGCAGCAGCAGCAGCUGGGGAAGCGGGGCAGGGAGGGCGAGAAGGGCUGGCAGCAGAACUCCUUGGCGUCUGCGGCGGCAGCACAGACGGGUUUCAGCGACCGCAGGCUUGGAAGCUGUGACUGGCAGGCGGAUGCGGACAAUGAGGUGGCUGCGUCGCUGAGGAACCCCAAGCGGCACCAGCGGCCGCGGCAGGCCAAGCCAGGCGGCAAGAUAAGUUCAGCAGAUCCAGAGGCCGCUACUGGCUCAAGGGGGCAGGCCGCGCAGCAGACUGCUGCUGCUGCCCGUUGCGACCCCGUGGUUGUGGCGGCGCCAGCGACGGCUGCGACGGCAGUGGAGGGACCUGCUGUAUCCGUUUCGAUGCACGAACAGCAGCAACAACGAAAGGAGGCCAAGGCCGGCAAGUCGGACGCCACGCCAGCAGAGCGGAAGCGGCUCAAGGCAGAGCGGCGCAAGGAGCAUAAGGCGAACACCAAGUCUAAGGUGGCGCGCAAGCAAGCUGCAGAAGAAACUGCCCAGCAGCAGCAGCAGCAACAGCAAGGGCAGUCGCCUGAGAACCCUCCGCCCGCAUUUAAGCCGCCACGUGAGCGCAAGAAGGGCCGGCAUCACCAUCAAGGAGCGCAGGCGGUUGUGGCUGCGGCAGCGGCCGAGGUAGCAGCCGCAGAGCCGCAGCCGGAACCAGAGCAGACGGAUCGUAGGGCGCGGGAGGAGGAGGACCACCGAGGAGGAGAUGUGAGGGCGGGGCCGCUGGAUGCAAGCACGACGACUCCCCUGCAGGACGGCUUAGCAGUUGCGACGGCGGUACCUUCACCUGCUGCGGGCAGCCGGGAGGCCGGCAGCGCGGUCGAACCUGCAGGAGCAGGUGGUUGUGUAGGCGGCGCCGCGGAAGCCAAGGUUAGGGACGAUGAAGGCAGCGGUAAUGGGGGUCGCGGCGAUGGCUGUGAUGCUGUAGCUGAGGUAGAGGUUCGUGAUGCAGCUGAAGUUGGCGAUCACGGUAUUUGUGAUGAUGGUGAUAGGGAUGGCGGUGGUGAGGCUGCCAAAGAAGCAGCGCCGGCCGUGGCGGAAUCAGCUGCAGGAGCGGGGAUUGAGACGGCAGCCCCGGUAUCGGGCCCAGAUAGCAGCCACGGGGCGUCAGAGCCGAAUAUGCCAGUCCCUGAACCUGCGUCUAUCGCCGCGAAGCGGCCACCUGCUCCGGGCGAAGCGGCAGAACCACAGGAAGAAGACGAGGAGGAGGAGAAGGAGGGCUCGCCAGACGUUGUGAUACUGGAAACGCCGCGGCCGCCGCAUAGGGCCCAGGUGCCGCCGCAUCAGAAUCAACGACCACACCAACCUUUGCAACAACAGCAGCAGCAACAGCAGCAGCAACAACAGCAGCAACAGGCCUCUGUAGAUGACACCAGGCCACAGCCACAAGCACCUGGUGGUCCCAUUCGUGCGCUUCAGCCGGACUUUCCCAGAUCGCAAUGGAGCACCGGAAGUGCGGGCGGCCAUGUACCUCCCGGGCUGGAAGAGGGCCCCUCAGCGACGGGGCCGAUGGCGGCGUUUCUCUCUCACUACUCCGCAGGAGCUGCCACCGUCACCGCUAGCGGGGAUGGAUUUGCAAGCGAGCUCGGCCGCACGGACAGCUUGCCGACUGUGGAAGGGACAGUGCCGGCGGCGCCGAUGGCUUCGGGGCUAGGGGCGCCAGAGGAGGCGCCGCGGCGGGAGUCGUUCAAGAGCACGAAGGAGUUGCAGCGGCAGAGCACCGGACAGUUGCUGGAGCCCUCGAUUGCUGCGGGCGCCACCGAGGCGCCACCGCCGCUGCGAUCAAUGGAUGCCACCGAGCUUGCCAAGCCUCAUCAGCACCACCAAGACCAGCAGCAGUACCAACAAUACCAAAACCAUAACUACCACCAACUGAACCAACCACAACACCAACAAUACCAAAACCAUAACUACCACCAACACCAGCAGCAGUACCAACAAUACCAAAACCAUAACUACCACCAACUGAACCAACCACAACACCAACAAUACCAAAACCAUAUCUACCACCACCAACAAUACCAGAACCACCACUACCACCAACUGAACCAAACACAAUACUACCAGUGCCAACAAGAGUACCAAGAGCAACAGUACCAACAACAGCAGCACUCGCUGCAGCACAGCGAGCACCUGCAACAGCACAGCCAGCACCUGCAACAGCCGCAACGGCAGAGUCAGCACCUCCAACAGCAGUCUGCACAGCUGCCCCGUGCCCACCUGGUGCACCCUAGGAACCCGCCAUCGCGGCCCGCUACGCGCCAAAGCCACCUGACGGACCAGGCGGCGUCCGCUGCUGAUUACGGCUUAUUGCCGCCUGGGCCUAGCCAUCCGCACCUACAGCAGGCCGGCAGCCUGGGCCAUUGCGCGACUGGGCCAUUGCCUCCAGGCUUUGCGCCGCCGUACGCGGCGCUGGGUAUACGCGGCUUACCAUUCCGGCGGCAGCGACUGAAGGCAGCGGGGGGGCAACGGGUGCAGGGCCGCAACGGGGCCGGCGGCGGCAAGUGCGAUUCCGACCCUGACGGCGGCUUAGUGGAUGAGGACCUGGCUCGUACGGUGGACAUGCUGCGCCAGGAGCAGGAGAUGGCAGGGGAGGUAGCGGCGGCGGCGGCCGCAGUGGGGCGAGGUGGCGUGCGGCAGCUUGGCAAGUUGUUGCCGGAGACACGGUAA
Messenger RNA from Volvox carteri f. nagariensis, 4173 nucleotides. RefSeq lists its product as uncharacterized. Gene Ontology annotation, cellular component: nucleus. The record is from RefSeq and is a predicted model, not a curated record. Lineage: Eukaryota; Viridiplantae; Chlorophyta; Chlorophyceae; Chlamydomonadales; Volvocaceae. The transcript is spliced from 6 exons. The coding region runs from base 1 to 4173 and encodes 1390 amino acids. Gene Ontology annotation, molecular function: ubiquitin protein ligase activity. Gene Ontology annotation, biological process: protein ubiquitination; mRNA processing; ubiquitin-dependent protein catabolic process.